AUUGUUGUUGUUGUUUUUGCUACUAUGGGAAAGAAGCACAAGAAACACAAGGCGGAGAAGGCGGAAUGGAGGUCUACGUCCGCCCCGGCCGUCACCGCCGCUGGGACUGGCGCCGCUGGUUAUGACGAUUAUGUGGAUAAACCCUUGGAGAAGCCAUUGAAGUUGGUGUUGAAAGUUGGAGGUAGUGAAGUGACAGAGCUUUCAGGAUCAGGACAUGAUUCCAGUUAUUAUGAUGACCGAUCAGACCACGAGAGAGAGCGACAUAAGGAAAAGAAGAAGAAAAAGAAAAAGAAAUCUGAUAAAGAGAAAGAAAAGCACCUUGAUGAUGAGGAGAGACGGAAGAGAAAGGAGGAGAAGAAAAGAAAAAGGGAAAAGGAGCAUUGUGAUACUGAGGGUGAAAUGGAUGACUUUGAUCCUGGAAAGAAAGUAGAGGUUGAGCCGCCCUCUGAUCGUCCAGUCCGGUCCUGUAGAACCCAACCUGCAGAAAAUGAGAGCACACCUAUCCAGCAAUUAUUGGAACAUUUUCUUCGCCAGUUACAGAGGAAAGAUCCUCAUGGGUUUUUUGCUUUUCCAGUCACGGAUGCUAUUGCUCCUGGAUAUUCCAUGAUAAUAAAACAUCCUAUGGAUUUUGGCACAAUGAAAGAGAAAAUUGCAGCAAAUGAGUACAAGUCAAUAACAGAGUUCAAGGCAGAUUUUAAAUUGAUGUGUGACAACGCCAUGACGUACAACAGACCAGACACUGUGUACUACAAACUGGCCAAGAAGAUCCUCCAUACAGGCUUUAAGAUGAUGAGCAAACAGGCAGCUCUUUUGGGCGACGAAGACCCAGCUGUUGAGGAGCCUGUGCCCGAAGUCGUUCCUGUGCAUGUAGAGACUACCAAGAAAUCCAAAAAGCCAAGCAAAGAAGUUAUUAGUUGUAUAUUUGAACCAGAAGGAAAUGCAUGCAGUCUAACAGACAGCACAGCUGAAGAACAUGUCCUGGCUUUGGUGGAACAUGCAGCAGAUGAAGCCCGGGACCGGAUCAAUCGAUGUCUCCCCAACAGCAAGAUAGGCUACCUGAAAAAGAAUGGUGAUGGGUCCUUGGUCUUCAGUGUGCUCAAUCCGUCAGAUCCAGAAGCAGAAGAGGAGGAAGCCCAUCCAGUGGAUCUGAGUUCUCUGUCAAGCAAGUUGUUACCUGGUUUCACAGCACUGGGCUUUAAAGAUGAAAGAAGGCACAAAGUUACAUUUCUUUCGAGUGCUAAUACAGCGAUUUCUAUGCAAAACCACUCUAUCUUUCAUGAUCUGAAAGCGGAUGAAAUGGAACUGCUGUAUUCAGCAUACGGAGAUGAAACUGGGAUCCAAUGUGCUUUAAGUUUGCAGGAGUUUGUGAAAGAUUCUGGUAGUUACAGUAAAAAAAUAGUGGAUGACCUGCUGGAUCAGAUCACUGGUGGAGAUCAUUCCAAAACUAUUUACCAGCUAAAGCAAAGGAGAAACAUUCCAGUAAAGCCACCAGAUGAAGUCAAAAUACCACCAGUCCUCAUAAAAGAAGAACACAAAUUGCGCAAUACUUGCCCAGAUGCCUCCAAGCAAAGUAUGGUUGGAGAAGCCAUUGGAGACAAUGCUAGUUCUGUUUUGGAUUUUUUAUCUAUGAAGCCGUAUUCAGAUGUGUCACUUGAUAUAUCCAUGUUAAGUUCGUUGGGUAAAGUAAAGAAGGAACUUGAUCAUGAUGACAAUCAUUUACACUUGGAUGAAACAACCAAAUUACUACAGGACCUUCAUGAGGCACAGACUGACAGAGUUGGAUCCAGGCCUUCUUCCAACCUCAGUUCCCUCUCUAAUGCUUCAGAAAGGGAUCAACACCAUCUAGGAAGCCCGUCUCACUUAAGUGUAGGAGAACAACAAGACAUGGUCCAUGACCCCUAUGAAUUUCUUCAAUCUCCAGAACCUACAAAUGCCAAUAACUAAUGUCACGUAUACAGUAUUUAAUUUGUGCUCUUUAAACAUCUGUAAUGUUUUACAGAUUUCCAUCAAAUAGUAUGCAUUUCAAUUUGUCCUCUUUUUUUGUAUGAGGAUUGCUGUGUAAUAAUGCUUGUGCAUAUAUUUGUAAAUUUUACUUGAGUAAUAGUAUAUCAUGGUAUUUGCCCCCAUCUCAUGCAGUAUUUUAGGGAUAAGUAGAAUAGAUCUGAGGAAGCAGUUGCGAAUUACGUAUUAAGAAACCUAAUUUAUAUUUUAAAAAAGUGCUAACCAGCUGUUUAUCAUGCUGUCAAUCAUUAAAUGUUUUAUACUUUGUGUACAACUGUGGCCAUAUAGAAACUCUUCUAGGAAGGGUAUUUUUCAGUGGUAAUUCAGGUUUCAGAACUGUGGCUGUCUUCCAUAUUCUCCCUUCUCUUCCCCCAGUUGUUCACUGUGAAGAUAGCCCUGAUUAAAAGAAAAAGUUACUGACACUCCAUAUUCUCUUAAUUUUGGAUUUAAAAAAAAGUCAUGGUAAUAUUGAGUACUUCAGCAGCAGAUUGAUCCAUUUUUAAAAAUGUUCUGUGAAUAUGAGUGAAGUUGUACCUGCAGAAAGGGUAAAUAUUUGUGUCGUUUUUAAAUUAAGUAUUUGAAAUUUGACAUUGAAUGAUUUUUUAAAAAAACGAUUGAUAUUAUGUAUAAACUAGAAUAGUUGUUCAUUCACAAUUUUGUAAAUAUUAAAAAAGUCAAAAAAAUGUA
Molecule: messenger RNA, 2688 nt
Organism: Elgaria multicarinata webbii
Lineage: Eukaryota; Metazoa; Chordata; Lepidosauria; Squamata; Anguidae
Gene: BRD9
Product: bromodomain containing 9
Exons: 17
Coding region: 25-1944 (639 amino acids)
Biological process (GO): regulation of transcription by RNA polymerase II
Cellular component (GO): nucleus
Source: RefSeq, a predicted model, not a curated record